Colletotrichum abscissum is the source of this 798-nucleotide messenger RNA. RefSeq lists its product as uncharacterized. The record is from RefSeq and is a predicted model, not a curated record. Bases 1 to 798 code for a protein of 265 amino acids. NCBI's taxonomy places the organism in Eukaryota, Fungi, Ascomycota, Sordariomycetes, Glomerellales, Glomerellaceae. The transcript has a single exon.
AUGGUGAUGUGGUCGUCAGCGCCCAAUGAUCAUAGUCCUGCCGACGCGGUCAACGUUCCUCUAUGCAACGGCCAGACUCAUCGCACGCGGUCAGAUGCUCCGGGAUUCCACAACAACCCUCUGAACGUACAAGACAUCACUCCCGAUUGCGCACGUUCGAACACACUCACCACCUUUGAUGGGCUGACCUGCGAAGACCGCCGGAUUGAGCUUUGCCGUACAUUUCAUGAAAGAAGAUUCGAUGCUAUGAUCUAUAGCCAACCUGAUGCCCUUCCACCACCCCACGGCAUCUUGAUUAACGCCAGCCCAAGCUCCGUAAGCGCCGCCAGAGCGUCGAAGAAAACCUGCAGGCCAUUUUAUCUAAGGCUCGACCCGCGGAUCCACUGGCCCCACGAUCACUCCGAUGAAUGGUUCGAGCAGAAAAUGGAAGAGAUCAAAGCUCGCGGCGGAAGGAAAGCCAACUUCGGCAAAGCAACCCGUCGAAUGAAGGUGCGAAGAAUUGCUGCUGAGCAGCGUGAGGCGGAGGAAGCGGCGGAGAGGGUGCCAGCAGAAGGACAGAAUCGGGCCCAGCUGGCGCGCAGCAAGCCACCAGAACCAUGGUCGCACCACAGACCGAUGGACUUUGGCGACGUCCCACCACAUGAGCUGCCCAGCUAUGUGCAGAAGAACGCGAGCUGGAUGAGGGCUACUGAUUGGAUGCGAAAAUCGCGUGACAUCUGUAUGCAAGCCGCAAAGCUCGAGGCUGAACAUAAACCUUGGAAACAUUUGUUCAAUAGGAACAGGAGGAAAUGCUAUUGA